AUGCCCAAACGCGGCAGGCAAGAUGGGGGCGACGAUGAGCAGUCCGCCCGUAAGAGCAAGAGAGUACAGCAGAACAAGGAGGAAGAGAUCCGAAAGAAGGAGGAGGAGCUCCGGAAGAAGGAGGAGGAGCUUCGAAAGAAGGAGGAGGAGCUCCGAAAGAAGGAGGAGGAGCUCCGAAAUGAUAAGACUAAGGCAAUGCUGAAACGUCAUGUCGACGGCGAAAACAAGGAGUACUGGGAGGAUGUUCUGAAGGACCUUGCGGACCAGGAGAAGAAACUAGAGAAGGAGAGGGAGGAGCUCCGAAAGGAGAAGAAGGAGGAGGAGCUCCGAAAGAAGGAGGAGGAGCUCCGAAAUGAUAAGACUAAGGCAAUGCUGAAACGUCAUGUCGACGGCGAAAACAAGGAGUACUGGGAGGAUGUUCUGAAGGACCUUGCGGACCAGGAGAAGAAACUAGAGAAGGAGAGGGAGGAGCUCCGAAAGGGUUGGAAAGGUCUCCCAGAGAGAGAGAACCACAUCGCUUGGAAGGAGAUAACUCGGAAUCGUGACGCGGGGGGGUAUAUGGAGGAGCGCAAGUUUUUCUGUCUCGAUGGGACGUUUUGGGAUCAGAAGAGCUCUGGACAAGAAAGGCAGCGGGUGCUCUACUGCAGGGAAUGCUUCAAGGAGCAGUGGGAUUUCAUUAAAGAGAGAGUGUGUGAGGCCGGGUGUCUGGGUUGGAUCCUAGGCCCUCCAGGGACGGGGAAGUCGACGACGACCAUGUCCUUUAUACAAUCGCUGAGCAUGGAGGAGGGAUGGAUGGUGAUGUGUGUGCGGCUGUGGAAGUGGAGUUCAGUUCAAGUGCUACAAGUUGAUGGUGGAGUUUUGAGAAUCGCUGAAUUGCCACGCAAUGGUGCAGAAGAUAUGCUGAGAAGGGUCCUAAGAGAAUGGUCCCGGAGCAAGAAGAAGUAUCUUGUGUCCUUGGACGGUUACCAAGAGAGUAGCCCCCUUGUUGAUGACUCUGAUAACCCCCCACUCCCCCCCCCUGCAUUUACAAUCCCUUCACCUCCAAUAUAA
This is a messenger RNA of Guillardia theta CCMP2712, 1050 nucleotides long. RefSeq lists its product as hypothetical. The transcript has a single exon. The coding region runs from base 1 to 1050 and encodes 349 amino acids. NCBI's taxonomy places the organism in Eukaryota, Cryptophyceae, Pyrenomonadales, Geminigeraceae. The record is from RefSeq and is a predicted model, not a curated record.